GCCACCUUUGCCCUGACAAAGCCUUUGAAGAUGAACAUGGUGAAGAGGAUCAUGGGACGGCCACGGCAGGAGGAGUGCAGUCCUCAGGACAACGCUCUGGGCCUGAUGCACCUGCGCCGCCUCUUCUCCGAGCUGUGCCACCCGCCUCGUCACAUGACCCAGAAGGAGCAGGAGGAGAAGCUCUACAUGAUGCUGCCCGUCUUUAACAGGGUGUUUGGAAAUGCUCCGCCCAGCACCAUGAUGGACAAGUUCUCUGACCUGCUGCAGUUCACCACACAGGUGUCUCGUCUCAUGGUGACCGAAAUCAGACGACGUGCGUCCAACAAAUCCACAGAGGCAGCAAGUCGAGCCAUCGUUCAGUUCCUGGAGGUGAAUCAGAGUGAGGAGGCCAGUCGUGGCUGGAUGCUGCUGACCACCAUCAACCUGUUGGCGUCAUCUGGACAGAAAACCGUGGACUGCAUGACGACCAUGUCUGUCCCCUCCACUCUGGUCAAAUGUCUCUACCUGUUCUUUGACCUGCCUCACAUGACCGAGGCCCCGCUGGGCUCCACCCAGCAGCCGCCGCCGCCCCCACUGCCGCCGGCGUCCACUCAGGAGAAGAUGCCAGUCCAGAGCCACAGUCAGCCGGAGCUGCCGCUGGCUGACCGCAGGGCACUGCUGCAGAAAGUUUUUGUCCAGAUCCUUGUGAAACUCUGCACCUUCGUGUCUCCGGCUGAGGAACUGGCUCAGAAGGACGACCUUCAGCUGCUUUUUAGCGCCAUCACCUCCUGGUGCCCCCCCCACAACCUGCCAUGGAGGAGGAGCGCCGGCGACGUGCUGACGACCAUCUCCCGCCACGGCCUGAGCGUCAACGUGGUCAAAUACAUACACGAGAAGGAGUGUCUGUCCACGUGUGUCCAGAACAUGCAGCAGUCGGAUGACCUCUCACCCCUGGAGAUCGUGGAGAUGUUUGCCGGCCUGUCGUGUUUCCUCAAAGAUUCCAGCGAUGUGUCUCAGACGCUGCUGGACGACUUCAGGAUGUGUCAGGGCUAUGCCUUCCUUUGUGACCUCAUGCUAAGACUGGAACAGGCUAAAGAGGAUGAAUCCAAAGAUGCACUGAAGGACCUGGUUAACCUGGUUACCUGUCUGACCACGUAUGGAGUGACAGAGCUGAAGCCUGCAGGACUCACCACUGGCGCACCCUUCCUGCUGCCUGGAUUCAUUCUGCCACAGCCUGCAGGCAAAGGACACACGGUGCGGAACAUCCAGGCCUUCGCUGUCCUUCAGAACGCGUUCCUGCGUGCUAAAAGUAGCCGCUUAGCGUGCAUGCUGCUGGACGCCAUCGGGAACAUCUACGCAGCAGACCCGGCCAACUACUUCAUCGUGGAGUCGCAGCACACGCUGUCGCAGUUUGCCGAGCGCGUGGUUAAAAUGACCGACGCUCAGGUCAAGUACUUUGAGCUGCUGGAGUUCGUGGUCUUCAGCCUUAACUACGUUCCGUGUAAGGAGCUGUUCAGCGUGAGUGUGCUACUGAAAGCCAGCACGUCGCACGCCUGCAGCGUCACGGCCGUGCGCACGCUGCUGAAGCUGGUGAGACACGACCCGGUGUUCAGUGAUGUCCUCAGAGAGGUUGGUCUGCUGGAGGUGCUGGUCAACCUGCUGCACAAGUACGCUGCCCUGCUCAAGGACCCGGCCACGCAGGAGCCACCAACGCCACACAGCAACGACCAAGCUGAGUGUAAGAAAAACUCAGUAGCUGAGGAGCAGAAACAGUUAGCCUGGUUAGUGAUGGACACACUGACCGUUCUGCUGCAGGGCAGCAACACCACCAGCACGAAUGCAGCUCUGUUCAGAGAGUUUGGCGGCGCUCGCUGCGUCCACAACAUUGUGAAGUAUCGUCAGUGUCGUGAACAUUCCCUCUGCAUCAUCCAGCAGCUCAUCCUCUCUCCUACUGGAGACGACGACAUGGGAACUCUACUGGGACUGAUGCACUCAGCCCCGCCCACUGAGCUGCAGCUCAAGACUGACAUCCUGAGGGCGCUGUUGGCGGUGCUUCGUGAAAGUCACCGCACACGUACGGUCUUUCGUAAAGUGGGAGGUUUCGUGUACGUCACGUCUCUGCUGGUUGCCAUGGAGCGCUCGCUGUGUCAGCCACCGCGUCACGGCUGGGAGCGCGUCAACCAGAACCAGGUGUUUGACCUCCUGCUCACCGUCUUCUGCACGCUCACCGCCGCCAUGCGCUACGAACCGGCCAACUCACACUUCUUCCGCACAGAGAUCCAGUUUGAGAAGCUGGCGGACGCCGUGAGGCUGCUCGGCUGUUUCUCCGACCUGAAGAAGAUCUCGUCCACCGCCGCGUUUCCCUCCAACGCUCAGCCUUUCCAGAGGCUGCUGGAGGACGACGCUGCCCCCGGAGGCUGUGCAGGAGACAGCGUGUGUCCCACACUCAGACACUGCAGCAAACUCUUCAUCUACCUGUACAAGAUGGCCACCGACUCCUUCGACAGUCGUGCGGAGCAGCUUCCUCCCUGUUUGACUCAUGAGACCUCGCUGCCCUCACCCUGGGGCACGCCUGCCCUCGCCAGGAAGAGACAUGGUUACUACGGGACGUCCGCCUCCUCCUCCUCCUCUUCCUCCGCCCCAGCCAAAGCCCUCACUGACCUCAAACUCCAACUCUCUAGCCCCGUCCACCACGUGUCCUCCUCUUCCUGGUCUGACAUGGUGGUCAUCCACCCGGGGGCGGUGCUGGCCAUGCUGGACCUGCUGCCGUCCGUCUGCUCCGACAGCCAACCAGAGCAUGCACUGGACCUGCAGCUGGCCGUGGCUAACAUCCUGCAGCUGCUGGUGAACAGUGAGAGGAACCAGCAGGUUCUGUGUGAGUCCAGUCUGCACCAGCGUGUGCUGCAGCGCUGCAGUCACGCUCUGAGUGAUGAAGAUCACCCGCUGCACCCCCCACUGCAGAGGAUGUUUGAGAGGUUGGCCUCACAGGCUCUGCAGCCCAUGGCCCUCAGAGAAUUCUUACGUCUGGGAAAUCCUCUCAACUGUGGAGCCUGGGACAAGAAGCUGCUCAAACAAUACAGAGUCCACAAACCCAGUUCACUGAGCUACGACGUAGACAUGAGAGGCAGUAUGACCAUGUCCAUGGAAGGCUUUGGCCCCGACAGCGUCUUCACGACUCCGGCGGAGGAUAACGGUCAGUAUCGUAUCAGCCGCAGUCUGGUGCGGUCGGCAGAGGGCAGCACUGUUCCUCUCACCCGAGUCAAGUGUCUUGUCUCCAUGACGACGCCCCAUGACAUCCGCUUGCAUGGGUCUGCUGUCACGCCAGCGUUUGUGGAAUUUGACACAUCGCUGGAAGGAUUCGGGUGUCUGUUUCUGCCCAGUGUAGCUCCUCCUCACAACUCUCCCUCUAGCGCCACCACCAGCUCAGCUGUCACUGACGGAACAGUGCUAAGUGGAAUGGGCUCAGGGGAGCGCUUGUUUCCUCCACCCUCAGGACUCAGUUACUCCUCCUGGUUCUGUGUGGAGCGCUUCAGUUCUCCGCCUCACUUUCACUCCGUCCGUCUGCUGACCGUGGUCCGUCGGGCCGUGUCUUCAGAGCAGCACUACGUCUGUCUCGCCGUGGUUCUGUCCACCAAAGACCGAACACUGACCGUGUCCACCAAGGAGGAGCUGCUGCAGACGUACUCUGACGAGUGGAGCGAGGAGUCGAGCUUCUACGAGCUGCUGCCGUGCUGUGCUCGUUUCCGCUGUGGCGAGCUGAUUGCGGAGGGUCAGUGGCACCACCUGGUGUUGGUGAUGAGUAAAGGCAUGCUGAAGAACAGCAUGGCCACGCUGUACAUCGACGGACAGCUCGUCAACACGGUCAAGCUUCACUACAUCCACAGUGCUCCGGGCGGCUCCGGCUCCGCUAACCCUCCCGUUGUCAGCACGGUUUACGGUUACGUGGGGACGCCGCCGGCUCAGCGCCAGCUCUCCAGCCUGGUGUGGCGUCUGGGGCCGAGUCACUUCCUGGAGGAGGUUCUGCCCGCCUCCAGUGUCACCGCCAUCUUUGAACUGGGCCCAAACUAUGUGGGCAGUUUCCAGGCCGUGUACCUGCCAUGUAAAGACGUGUCCCCUGCGUGUCCAGUGGUGCUGGUUCCAGAGGAGAAAGUGUCCUUCAGUCUGUACGCGGUCUCUGUGUCCACACUGACUGUCGCCAAGAUCAGGAAAGUCUACAACAAACUGGACAGUAAAGCAAUCGCUAAACAGCUGGCCGUGUCGUCUCAUGAAAAUGCGACCCCAGUCAAGCUGAUCCAUAACGCCGCUGGUCAUCUCAACGGUCCCGCCCGCACCAUUGGAGCAGCUGUGAUUGGUUACUUAGGCGUCCGCGUCUUCAUCCCCAAACCUGUCGCCACCAACCUGCAGUACGUGGGUGGGGCGGCAGCCAUCUUGGGUCUGGUUGCCAUGGCGUCAGAUGUGGAGGGUCUGUAUGCAGCCGUGAAAGCUCUGGUGUGUGUAGUGAAGAGUAACCCGCUGGCGAGUAAGGAGAUGGAACGCAUCAAAGGUUACCAGCUGCUGGCCAUGCUGCUGAAGAAGAAACGCUCACUGCUCAACAGUCACACUCAUCUGACCUUCUCUCUGGUGGGCACGGUCGACAGCGGCCACGAGACCUCCAUCAUCCCCAACUGCACCGCCUUCCAAGACCUGCUGUGUGACCUGGAGGUUUGGCUUCACGCCCCCUACGAGCUCCACCUCUCUCUGUUCGAGCACUUCAUCGAGCUGCUGACCGAGUCCAGUGAGGCGGCAAAAAAUGCCAAACUUCUGCGAGAGUUUCAGCUGAUUCCUCGUCUGCUGCUGACGCUCAGAGACAUGACGCUGUCACAAGCCACGGUGACUGCUGUCAGCAACGUCCUGAGUCUGCUGCUGCACGGCUUUACACACACACAAGACCUGCUGAGCAGCGUGGACGGCUUCGGUCUAGAGGCCGAGGCCAGGAUGACGACAUGGCACGUGAUGAUGGCCACGGAGAACGAGGCGGACGCCGCGCACAACCACGACGUCAGCGAGGGGCGGCAGUUGCUGCUGAAGGCCGUUAACCGCGUGUGGACAGAGCUGAUGCACAGUAAACGUCAGAUGCUGGAGGACAUUUUCAAAGUGUCUCUGCCGUGCAACGACCGAGGACAUGUGGACAUCGCCACAGCACGCCACGCCCUCGAAGAACCCGCCCUCAAGAGCUGGCAGAACCACCUGGUACAUGAGAGGAAGUGCAUCAGUCGUGGUGAAGCUGUGGCUCCAGCGUCUCAGUCCAAACUGUCACGGGUCAGCAGUGGCUUCGCUUUGUCCAAGUUAACGGGCGUUCGUCGUAACAAGAAGGAGAACAGUCUGAACAAGAACAGUGUUUCUGCACAGGAGACGUUUCAGUGGAUGUUCACUCACAUCGCUGUGGUCAGAGACCUGGUGGCUCUGCAGUACAAAGAACAUCAGGAGCGGCAGCAGAACGCUCUGAAGUACGUGACAGAGGAGUGGGCGGGGAUCGAGUACGAGCUACUGCGUGAGCGCGGCCUGUGGGGCCCGCCCAUCGGCUCUCACCUGGACAAGUUCAUGUUGGAGAUGACGGAGGGUCCGUGUCGCAUGAGGAAGAAGAUGGUUCGUAACGACAUGUUCUACAUCCACUACCCUUACAGUCCUGACACAGAGAACAGUGCCACCUCUGCUCAGAAGCCUCUGCGUUACCGGCGUGCUGUCAGCUACGACAGUAAAGAAUACUACAUGCGUUUGCUGUGUGGAAAUCCCGGCAUGUACCAGCACUCAGUGGAACAAAGCACAGAGGGAGAGACGCCGCCGCACGAACCCGAGCACGGAGAGGACACCAUCGCCAGGGUCAAAGGUCUGGUGAAGGCGCCGCUCAAACGUUCUCGGUCGACGGCGGAUGGCGGCGAUGAAGACGGUCAGGAGCAGAUUCAGGAUCAGCUGAUGGAGUCCGGAGGCCUGGAGGACGAGCAGAGGACGGACAACACGUCACUGCUGCGCCUCCUGGAGGACGGAGAGAAGAUCCAGCACAUGUACCGCUGCGCCCGGGUCCAGGGUCUGGACACCAGUGAGGGGCUGCUGCUGUUCGGGAAAGAACAUUUCUACGUUAUCGACGGUUUCACCAUGACCGUGUCCCGCGAGAUCAGAGACAUCGACACGCUGCCACCAACUUUACAUGAGGCCAUCAUCCCCAGAGGAGCGAGACAAGGUCAGAGUCAGUUAAAGAGAAGCUGCAGCAUCUUUGCCUACGAGGACAUUAAAGAAGUUCACAAGAGGAGAUACCUGCUGCAGCCAAUGGCAGUGGAGGUUUUUUCUGCAGAUGGAAGGAACUACCUGUUAGCUUUUCAGAAAGGAGUCCGCAACAAAGUCUACCAGAGGUUCUUGGCUGUGGUGCCUUCACUGACCGACAGCUCUGAGUCUGUUUCAGGUCAAAGGCCAAACACCAGUGUGGAGCAGGGGUCUGGAUUACUCAGCACUCUGGUUGGUGAGAAAUCAGUGACUCAGCGGUGGGAGCGUGGAGAGAUCAGUAACUUCCAGUACCUGAUGCACCUGAACACGUUGGCCGGUCGCUCGUAUAACGACCUGAUGCAGUAUCCAGUUUUCCCAUGGAUCCUGGCCGACUAUGACUCUGAGGAGUUGGACCUGAGUAACACGAAGACGUUCCGUAACCUGUCCAAACCAAUGGGCGCGCAGACGGACGACAGACUGACACAGUAUAAGAAGAGGUACAAGGACUGGGAGGAUCCUAACGGUGAAACACCGGCGUACCACUACGGCACACACUACUCCUCCGCCAUGAUUGUGGCGUCUUACCUCGUCCGUAUGGAGCCAUUCACUCAGAUCUUCCUCAGACUUCAGGGAGGACACUUUGACCUGGCAGACAGGAUGUUCCACAGUGUGCGUGAAGCCUGGCUCUCUGCCGCCAAACACAACAUGGCAGACGUCAAAGAGCUCAUCCCAGAGUUCUUCUAUCUGCCCGAGUUUCUGCUCAACUCCAACAACUUUGACCUGGGAGCCAAACAGAAUGGAACCAAGUUAAGUGACGUCAUCCUGCCGCCGUGGGCCAAGGGCGACCCACGAGAGUUCAUCAGAGUCCACAGAGAGGCUCUGGAGUGUGAUUAUGUGUCGUCUCACCUUCACGAGUGGAUCGACCUGAUCUUCGGUCAUAAGCAGCAGGGACCUCCUGCUGUGGACGCGGUGAACGUCUUCCACCACCUGUUCUAUGAAGGACAGGUGGACAUUUACAACAUCAACGACCCGCUCAAAGAGACGGCCACCAUCGGCUUCAUCAACAACUUUGGACAAAUCCCCAAACAGCUGUUUAAGAAGCCACACCCUCCCAAACGUGUUCGCAGUAAAGCUAACGGAGACGUAGCAAACGUUCCUCCGAGUGCUAACAGCGACAAGAUCUUCUUCCAUCAUCUGGACAAUCUGAGACCUUCACUGACACCUGUGAAAGAGUUGAAGGAGCCCGUGGGUCAGAUCGUGUGCACAGAUAAAGGAGUCCUGGCUGUGGAGCAGAACAAAGUUCUGGUCCCGCCCUCCUGGAGUAAGACGUUUGCGUGGGGUUACGCUGACCUCAGCUGUCGCUUAGCAAACUAUGAGUCUGAUAAGGCCCUGGUCGUGUAUGAGUGUUUGUCCGACUGGGACCAGAUUCUCUGCUCCAUCUGUCCAAACCCAAAACUGGUCAUCACAGCCGGAACCAGCACUGCCAUCUGUGUGUGGGAGACAGGGAUGAGCAAGGAGAGAGCCAAGACCCUGACCCUGAAACAGGCGUUACUGGCUCACACUGACGCGGUCACAUGUCUCACGGCGUCAGUGUCGUACCACAUCGUGGUCAGCGGCUCCAGGGAUCGAACCUGCAUCAUCUGGGACCUGAACAAACUGUCGUUCAUCACACAGCUGCGAGGACACCGCGCGCCCGUCUCUGCUCUGUGCAUCAACGAGCUGACGGGUGACGUUGUGUCGUGCGCUGCCACACACAUCCAUGUGUGGAGUAUUAACGGGAGUCCUCUCGCCAGCGUGAACACGUUUACCGGCCGCAGUCAGCUGAUCCUGUGUGUGUGCGUGUCUGAGAUGAACGAGUGGGACACACAGAACGUCAUCGUCACGGGUCACUCUGACGGCGUCGUCAGGUUUUGGAGGACGGAGUUUCUCCAGGUUCCAGAAACUCCUGCUCCUCAGCCCGUCGAGCCCGACGUGUCCGACUGCUGCCAUGACGACAAGAUCGAAGGUGGUGAGAGUCACCAUGGCGACGACGACAGCAGCGAGUCGGACGCAGACGAACAAAGUCAAGAGUCCAAAGAACCAGGAGGAGGAGGGAGUCAGGCCAACAGCACCACCCACAGGCCCACAGCAGCAGGUGUGUCGUGGACGAUGAUGGACAGCGUCUCUGAGGACGGUCACCGUUGGUCAGAUUCUCUGAGCAUCGAUGAGAAAGACGGUUUUGUGUUUGUGAAUUACUCUGAAGGUCAAAGCAAAGGUCAACUCGCUUUCGUAGGCCACACCUCCUCGCAGCCACCUCCACCAAUGAUGACGACAGUGGCAGAGGCUCGAACCUACAACCAGCUGAGGGCGGGUCACAGGUGGGAGCGUCAGCUGGUUUUCCGCAGUAAGCUAACGAUGCACACGGCGUUUGAUCGUAAAGAUAACGCUCAGCCGGCAGAAAUCACCGCUCUCUCCAUCUCCAAAGACCACAGUAAGAUCCUGGUGGGGGACGGACGUGGGCGUGUCUUCAGCUGGUCAGUGAGUGAGCAGCCUGGACGCUCGGCGGCCGAUCACUGGAUCAAAGACGAGGUAGUGGACAGUUGUUCAGGCUGCAGCGUCCGCUUCUGUCUGACCGAGAGGAGACAUCACUGCAGGAACUGUGGACAGCUCUUCUGCCACAGGUGCAGCCGUUUCCAGUCAGAGAUCAGGAGGUUAAAGAUCUCGUCUCCGGUCAGAGUUUGUCAGAACUGUUAUUUUAACCUGCAGCACGAGCGUGGCGCCACCGCUAACAUUAGCACUGUUGCUAACGGAGGCGGAGACAACAGUGGUGUCUGAAACUGAGGCUCCUCCCACACGAGCCACGCCUCCAUCCACUGUCUGCAGCAGGAGGUCGUGACAUCAUCAUCACCAUGACGAUGAAGGUCAUUCACCACUUUAUUACCCGCUGCACGUUACGCCCACUCUGUGGAAGCUCUGCCCACUCACAGGAUCAAAGACACUUGUCCAUAAUGUAAAUAAUGACACAACCUUUUUAACACAAAGGUCAACAAAAAAUAAACAAACACAGAGGAUUGUGGGUAAUGAGUCACAGAGAACAAGGUUUUUUUUCUUUAUCAGCCAAGUUUUACUCACACACACACACUAUUACACACACACACACACUAUUAUACACACACACACACACACACUAACACUAAUAAACACACACACUAAUACACACAUUAUUAAAUGUUUUAAACAACUGAAGCAGCAGGAAGUGAUGACAUCAUCAUCUGUGACCUGACGUCUCAUGUUGAUGAUGUCAUCAGUGAUAUUUUUAAAUGUUCUUUUUUUAACUCACAAUUUACUCAUUUAUUGAAACAACUUUAGAGUCAUGUGACUCGUCAUCGCUGCAGUGUUAUUUUCAAUGCAACCACUAGGGGCCGCCAGUUUCAACACAACUGUCAAUCAAGUGUCAUCAUGUUUGUUUAUUGACACAUCUUUAAAAACAAAAUCUCCUGAGACAUCGAAAUCACACGAGACUUGACCUCGAGCUGUUAACUCUGCUGAAGCUAACAGCUAAGCUAACAGCUGAGUCGUCACUUUAUCACAGAUGUCGUCAUGGAUACAGAGACAGCAAAUGCUGUGCUCACAGCGCCCUCUGCUGGACAACUGUGCUCAUUUCUCUGCUCUAAAUCUCCCACAGCUGAUUCACUGAUUCAUCUGGUUCAGAUGAAUCAGUGAAUCUUUACUCACAUUUGUUUGUAAACAAACAACUUGCUGCUUCUUUUCUUUCAAAAACCUUCAAUGCUCUGACGACACUGACGUGUGCUCUUCUAACCCCUCCCCCAAACUCCUCCUCCACGUCUGUGGCGUUGUGAGCGAUGACGUCGUCGCGUCAGUCAAACAUUUCUUUGCACCUUGACUUUUUUCACGUUUGAUUAAACGAAUGAUAUUUA
Molecule: messenger RNA, 10133 nt
Organism: Solea solea (common sole)
Lineage: Eukaryota; Metazoa; Chordata; Actinopteri; Pleuronectiformes; Soleidae
Gene: wdfy3
Product: WD repeat and FYVE domain containing 3
Molecular function (GO): metal ion binding; protein binding
Source: RefSeq, a predicted model, not a curated record